AUGCACUCUUUAAAACCACGGACCCGAAAGGAGCGCACAGACGGCCUUAGGAGCCAGGCACGAGCGUCCUCACACCGCAGAAUCAGUUACCGGGUCGGGUAUACAUGGAAUAGGGGUGGAAGACUCAAGGAGAUAAGGAUAAGGUAUCUCGCUCGAAAGUUUCUUCAUCUGUGGAUACAGAAAGCAUUUGGAAGAGUCACUCUGUCAAAAGCCAGGUCUCACUGUCGUAAAGUGGUCUUGCGGAAAGUUCUAGAUGUUUGGAAAGAUGUAUGGUGGCACUCCAGGAGAGAAUGGACUCUGACUAUACGGGCAGAUUGCCACUACAGGUAUGUUCUGUACAGUAAGGUGUAUCACUGCUGGAGGGACUAUCUGUAUGCACAGAGAGAGGAGAGAAGGAGACUACGCGUCGCGUCUGAGUUCGCGAACAGACGCUGUUUGCGGCGUGUGUGGGACAGCUGGGAGGUGUAUGUGGAGAUGAGGCGACUGAAAGUCAGAAUGCAGCAUAUGGCAACACAGCAACACAUCCACACUGUCACCUUGAGUGUGUGGCGCCUCACGGUGGUGAGGAGGUGUUGGCGCAUCUGGCGAGAGAAGCUUCAGUGCCGACAGGAAGAAUCAGAAAGGGCACAGUUGGCACAGAGGCUGGCACACCAGGGCACGCAACGCAGGGCACUGGCCCGUUGGAAAGACUAUAUCAGAAUGUGUUCAGAGGAAGCAGAGAGACAACAGAUGGCUGAUCUCCAUCAGCAGCGCCAUCUACUGCGUGUGGGGCUGAGACAUCUCACUGUGAAUGUCACUCAAAACAGAGCUCGUCGCCUCAACAAGAACCUCAGCGUCCAACAUCAUGAGCACACAGUGCUGGCGAGGUACUGGAGACUUUGGCUGCGUUGUCUGGAUCAGAAGGAGGCGAGGCAGCUUCAGCCACAGCUAAACACAGCCCUGGAACAUCACCGUGUGUCUCUACUGAGAGUGUAUCUACACUGCUGGAGAGAGAGGCUCGCAGAGCAGAGGUGUAUGCAGGCUCUGGAGCAGCGUGCUGAUGUUUUCUUUGCCAGCCGUUCGUUGCCCCGGUGUGUGAGCAGCUGGAUGGAGUUCACAGCCCGGAGGAGAGAAAUCAGGGCCAGAGCUGAGAGAGCAGACAUCCACAUACAGCAGCGGAGAUGCAGCUGGGCAUUUUAUACCUGGUGGGGGUACUUUGUAGAACGCAGAGAACAGAGACUGGCAGAGAGAAUGGCCGUGUUGCAUGCAGAGCGCACGUGUGUGUCUGGAGCGUGGGCUCACUGGCGGAGCAGGGCUCUGUCACAGAGAGAGGAGACAGACAAACAAACAGCAGCAGACUCCCUGUACACACACACUCUACUGCACCGCACUCUCAGACAGUGGAGGAGCACCGUCAGCGCUGAGCUGCUCAGUCAGAGACAGCUGGAGCAGGCAGAGGGUUUUGAUGCCAAACGGUGUGUAACAGGAGCUCUGGCAGGAUGGAGACAGUAUGUCGAGCAGAGAAGAGAGAAGAAUAGGAGACUAGCCAGGAUGGACGAACUCCAUCACAAAAGAUUACUCACAAACUCUCUACAGGCCUGGAAGAAGCACCUCGUGGAGAGGAGGCAGGUCUACAGCGUAGCAGAGAGCCGUUACACAGAUCACCUGACUUGUCUGACCAGGAGGCUUUUCCAUGUGUGGAGGAGGAAUGCUGCUCUCUUGGCGGAGGAGCGGGAGAGAGAGGAGCUGGCGAAGCUUCACUCUGAGCACUUCCUUCUGUCCAAGGUGCUGUUGGCAUGGCGACAGAGGACCUUGCUUGCAGCGUCUUGUCGUGACCAGCAGAGGGAAGCACUGAGACAGGCUCAGAUUCAUAUGAACACCGUGCGGUUACAGGUGUACCUGCGGAGAUGGAGGGAGAGAAGCAGGGAGGUGAUGGAGGAGAGGAGAGCGGUAGAGGAGGCAGACCGUCAUUACCGCUGUGUUUUACUCAGGACGACACUCAGCGUCUGGAUCAGAUACAUCAUUCACAACAGACAGCAUGAGGUAAUGAGGAUGAAGGCCUUUGAGCUGUGGAGGUUAAGGACAUGUCAGCAUGUCUUUAUCUACUGGAAAACACAGCUGCAGAGUAGGAGAAGAGAGGCAGAGUUAACUGAACAGGCUCUCUGGCACUGGUCCCUCAACCUGCAGGCCAAGGUGCUGUGUGCAUGGAGACUGUGGGUGUUAGACAGGCAGAGGAAGCAGCAGCGUUUGACAGAGGCUUGUCAGUUUUACAGAGACCAGUUACUGAGAGAGGGUAUCACACACAUCCUCACAUACACCACACACGCCAGCUCUCUCUCCGCCAGCAUCGCCCUACACACACAGGAACAAAACUGUCAGCGGCUUCAGGCAGUGGUCAGGAGAUGUGCCCUAAGAUGGAAGCAGAAAGCGCUGUCUGCGUCAAUGAGACAGACUCCGCCCAGGGGUGGAGCCAAAAAGAGAGUCUCAUUCAAUCUGCCUGAGCAGCUCUCACAAAGCCCUGCUCACCAGCCAAUCAGGAGCUCCCCAGCCGAGCAGAAGGCACAGGAUUCCGUAAUCAAACAGCUGGCAUUGGUACGGGCUGCUAGGCUACAGCCACGGCGACCUGAUGACCUCCUGAACUCUCCAGGCAAAGAGCUGCUACAGCGCCCCCCACUGGACAGUAGUAAGAAGUUUUCCUCGUCCUCUGACACGCUGACUGACAAGUCCACCGUUCAGUCUUCCAUCCCAGCUCCGUCUCCACUGGGCCCCUCUCAGGGUCCUGGUCCCCUGGUAACCUCACGACCUCCUGUCACGCAGCCCCGCCCCUCUCUGCCCGCUGGCCCAGUGCUCCGCCCCCCGGUGGGCCUGUCGGCUCCUCCCACACUGAGGGAACCGGCGAGUGCGGACGUCCUACUACCCCCGUCCUCAUUCACCAGCUCACGAGUCCACACACAGAGUGAGCUGAGGCACAAAGACUCCUCCUUGCUGCCCCCUCAGGAGUUUGCCACAUUCCCACCUCCUCAUCCGCCACCUCCCCAUGAGUUUUUGGAUGAUGAUGAUGAUGAAGAUGAGGGAAGAACGAAGGCAGAUUCUGACCUCACAAAGGCUCUGACUGAAGAACUCUUCAGCAUUCGACUGGACAUGGAGAGAUACCAGCAGGACAGGACACAACUACAGACAUGGCGUAAGCUCAAGGUGGUGCUGACCAGCUGGUUGCAGACUACAGGUAGUGAGGGAGAGACAGAGGAGAGGCAGACUGUCACACAGGAACUGGAAGAGCUCAAGUGGCGCAUUAUGACCUUGUCUGAGAAGUUGGCAGAGCAGAAACCCACCAUGAUCCGACACACUGCCCGCAUCCGCACCAUAGAGAGCCUCCUGCGGGCACCGAGUGGGCACUGA
Molecule: messenger RNA, 3378 nt
Organism: Chanos chanos (milkfish)
Lineage: Eukaryota; Metazoa; Chordata; Actinopteri; Gonorynchiformes; Chanidae
Gene: sfi1
Product: SFI1 centrin binding protein
Exons: 30
Coding region: 1-3378 (1125 amino acids)
Molecular function (GO): phosphatase binding
Source: RefSeq, a predicted model, not a curated record